Triplophysa rosa is the source of this 1512-nucleotide messenger RNA. Its product is annotated as 5-hydroxytryptamine receptor 3C-like. Gene Ontology annotation, biological process: chemical synaptic transmission; regulation of membrane potential; signal transduction. The transcript has 10 exons. Lineage: Eukaryota; Metazoa; Chordata; Actinopteri; Cypriniformes; Nemacheilidae. Bases 58 to 1488 code for a protein of 476 amino acids. Gene Ontology annotation, molecular function: neurotransmitter receptor activity; transmembrane signaling receptor activity; extracellular ligand-gated monoatomic ion channel activity. The record is from RefSeq and is a predicted model, not a curated record. Gene Ontology annotation, cellular component: neuron projection; postsynaptic membrane; synapse.
CUUACAAACAUCAUGAAACUGUAAAAAAAUCUGCCUCCUUAUUCCUAAGAAGCUGAUAUGGCUGUAAUAUUGCUGUCAAUACCAAAGGUUGUUCCAGAUCUCCAUCUCAUGAUCUACUGGCUCAUCAUGCAGGCUCUUUUAAUAAACUAUUCGGAGACUUUAAACUGUUCUGAACCAACGACAGAUGCUCUUUUAACUGCCCUGAGGGUCAGUGUCUUGGGUAAAACUGAAGUGAGGCCAGUUAUUCACCCACAGACUCCCACUAACAUCAGUGUGACCUUCACCUUAUUUGGAAUUUUAGACGUGGAUGAAAAAGCACAAAUAUUUGAGUCUUUCCUUUGGGUGUAUUUCUUCUGGAAUAUUGAAGGUUUGAGCUGGGAUCCUGUCGAAUGUGGAACGGACAGAAUCUCACUGCCUAGACAAAGUCUGUGGAUGCCUGAUGUUGUCAUUAAUGAAUUUAUGGAUGAAAACAGAGCCCCAGACACAUAUUACCUCUAUGUCACUAAUACUGGUAUAGCAAUGGAUGAUCUACCAAUUCGCGUAACCAGUUCCUGCAACCUGAACAUCUACACCUUCCCAUUCGAUAUUCAGAAUUGUACAUUCACUUUUAACUCCUACAAACUCUAUGUGGAAGAUAUUCAUAUGUUCUUUGCUGAGCCAGUGGACAUCACACUCAGAAAUUCUCUAGAUGUGAUGACGACUAAAGGGGAAUGGGAACUAAUAAAUAUGCUUAGUGAAAAGAAUGUGCUCCCAGUGGAGAGCAUGAAUACUUCAUUCGAUUUGCUCAUAUACCAUAUCAUUCUCAGGCGCCGACCUACUAUGUACAUCGUGAACCUCUUGAUUCCCAGCUGCUUCCUUAUAGGUGUGGAUCUGUUCAGUUUUCUUCUGCCGCCUCAGAACAUGGAUCGAUCAGCCUUUAAAAUGACGCUCAUCUUGGGUUACACCGUAUUCCUGCUGUUAAUGAAUGACCUGCUGCCCGCUACAGGAAACACCUUGCCUCUCAUAAAUGCCUUUUUCUCUCUCUGCUUGGCGAUGAUGGUGGGAAGUCUACUGGAAACUAUUCUCAUCACUAAUAUUCUGUGUGGCUCCAGUCGAUACCCGCCGUUACCUCAGUGGGUCAAAGUGCUUUUCCUCAACUACAUCGCCAGACUUGUUUGUUUAAGCAAGAGUGACCAAAACUGUGAUCUGCAAGAAUACAGAAUUAAAACCGUUCUAUGCAAUCCUGCUAAAAUCUUAGAAAGUGAAGCCAUCCAUAAGAUUCCUCCCACUCUUCAGGAACUAAAGAAGAUAAGCCGAGACUUACAGUCCAUUGUUCAGCAGGUCGAGAAACAUUUUAGUAGUGAUCAGAGUGAAGAAGAGUGGGUGCAUUUGGGUCAUGUCAUCGACCGCUUGCUCUUCAUUCUGUAUGUUGUCUUUCUCUCAGUUAGUUUCAUCACUAUAUUUGUCUAUUGGUUCUACUGGUACAAUGUUACUGCAUCUUUAGUAUAAAAAUAUGUGGUAUAUAAUAUAGAA